Molecule: messenger RNA, 3555 nt
Organism: Pomacea canaliculata
Lineage: Eukaryota; Metazoa; Mollusca; Gastropoda; Architaenioglossa; Ampullariidae
Exons: 19
Coding region: 132-2453 (773 amino acids)
Source: RefSeq, a predicted model, not a curated record
ACGUCAGUGCUAUAAAUAUCAUGGACCAAGAACACGUGUGAACAACGUCAUGUCAACAUGAAUAUGACGUCAUGUCAACACGAAUAUGACGCAAUUUUCCUCAUGACGUUCCCCUGUGACGACAUGGAGACAUGGAGGAUAAACACAGCUGGAAUCAAGCCCGGAUGCCAUCGUUCAAAAAUCUUCAGGCUGAAAGGCAAAGAAAACUCCAAAGUUUGCUUCAUAAAAGAGUUUCGAAACCGACUCAAAUACCACUAUUUUCGGAAAAGACUCGGCCAAGCACCAGGUCUGACUCUGCGUGGAAGGAAGGAACACAUCAGAGGCCAAGCACCAGGUCUGACUCUGCUUGGAAGGAAGGAACACAUCAGAGGCCAAGAACCAGGUCUGACUCUGCUUGGAAGGAAGGAACACAUCAGAGGCCAAGAACCAGGUCUGACUCUGCUUGGAAGGAAGGAACACAUCAGAGUCCAAGCACCAGGUCUGACUCUGUCGGGAAGGAAGGAACACAUCAGAGGCCAAGCACCAGGUCUGACUCUUCCUGGAAGGAAGGAACACAUGAGAGGCCAUGCGCCAGGUCUGACUCUGUCGGGAAGGAAGGAACCCAUCAGAGGCCAAGCAUCAGGUUUGACUCUGUCGGGAAGGAAGGAAGAUAUCAAAGGCUACAGUGGCAUGAGAGAAAGAGAAAGUCUCAAAGUCUUGAUGUCAAUGAGAGAAGCAGAACAACAUCAGGACAGCCUUCUGAUAAUAUGAGAGACUUUUUGAAGUUGCCAUUUCUCAAGAGUUCAGAAGAAUCUCGACGGUCGUUCGAGGUACGGCAACUCUGGAUUAAAGCAUUUAAUUUUGUUCGGAUUAGCAUCAGAUGCGCUAAGUACAUCAAGAAACGGAGCGAAAAAAGAAUACAAAGGUCUGUGAAGCUGAAGAAGAGCUUAAUGCAAGCUGUAUUAUCCCAAAAGGUGCGGAAAACCUGGGAGAGAGCAGGUCGUACUCUUCGCUUUGCUUUCAGAAUAGCCAAAGUCAUGGCAAUUCGGUCGCUGGAGAUUGAGUUGAACUUGAAGACAUUUACCGACCUUGUGUACCAAGAAGACCAAGUUUACAAGAAAGUUGGGAAACCCAAGAAGAGUCUAGCAAGCAAUGUGAAAGAGGCCACCUUGACCCUGAAAGCGCAGGCCAUCAUGUUGCUACCGCCGUCUGAGAGGACACAAGAGGAAUGCUCCUUGGUGCUGUGCAAUCUGCAGUUCUUCGACAGCUUUCGGAUGUAUCCGCUGGACAUUCAGAAAAAUAUCGUCCUUCGUGGACAUUUUAUUGCGCUGCCGCCGGGACGUGUUCUCAUCCGCGAAGGUCAUGUUGCCCAAAAGUGGUAUUUGGUGAUCAGCGGCCAAGGUCUGGUGCGGAAGACGGUACAGGAAGAUGGCCCCUGCAAGAUGACUGUGGACGUUUUGAGUCAAGGAAUGACUUUUGGGGAAUCAGAGUUAGAGCAAGAAACGAAAAGAAGCUUCACCGUGAUGUCCAGACAAACGUUGCAUCUGAUCUCUCUCAGUAAAGCAGAUUACUUGUUUAUCUUCUGCAAAAGAAUGAAGACACGCAACCACAAUGAGCACCUGGAUUUUCUUCGGAACAUUCACUUUAUGAAGUACUGGCCCAUUGAACGCCUGAGGAAUCGCUCAUUCCUGUGCUACCAGGCCUACUUCAAGAUCAAUGACAUUGUGGCCGACAACAGCAGGGAGGCCAAUGCCAUCUGCAUUAUUCGCUCUGGCCGGUGCGUACUGACCAUGUAUGUAGAGGCAACCACGGCAUCCUGGAGGGAUCUAGAACUUACCCCUCCUCCUCUAACGGAAACUGAAAGUAUGACAGAGAUCCUAAAGAUCCAAAAGAAUAAGUGGAAGAAAGAAACGACCAAUGAGAAGGAAGGGGAAAUAAAUCAUACAGACACGAAGCAAAUAAAAAAGGAAACAAAGGGAAAGAAGCAGCAAAGAACUCGGCCUCUGCCGAGCUCUCGAUGGAACAAGACGUCCUCCCCGCCAUCUGCCAAACCCAGGAGCUUGUACACCAUCAGCAGUGACCCUGUCUUCAUCGAGAUCCAGACACUUUCAGCUGGAGAUGUUUUCGGUCUGGAGAACAUAAAAUUAUCCUUCAUAAAGGAAAAGCAAGAAACCUGCCCCGGCAGGCUUGUCCUGGUUAGUCUUGGAGCCGAGGUUAUCCUACUGUCCAAAAGUUUCUACUUAGCCUACUGGAACGAGAGCUGCCAACAGCAAGUGCUCCUCAACAAACCUUCUUACCCAACAAUAGAAGGCGCACAGACACAGUACCGCCGCCAUCUAGCCUGGGAUCUCUACACAAGGAAAGUGAAGGAUGAAUUAUUUGAAAAAUUUUCCAAUGAAGGCCUAAAAUAUCCCGGUCUCUAUUUCGACACCAGAUAUAAAUUCAGCUCUCUACAAGCCCCAUGUGUUGAGUAGAAACAGCAAUUCCUUUUUUUUCAGAUGGUUUCUGGACCACGUCAAUCUGUUAAACACACAGCUAGGAAUAUUGUGGCAACAUCAACAGAAAUCAUCCUUAAUUUUUUUAACUUGAGUGUUGGAGGCAACAUACGAGCAGGGCCACGUAGCCAAAUUUGCCUGAAAGGUUUGUUACAAUGAGUUACAAUAAGUCAUUGCAAGUGCAAACUGCAACAGAAUCGCACAUAUUCACUAAUCUAAGAAACAUUGUACAGAUAUAUUAGUGGAAAUAUUCAGCUACUGUGGUGGACUCCUCCAUGUCCACUUCAAUGUCCAGAAAAGAUCCUUCGUGACUGUCGUGGUUUCGAGCUGCUGAAGUUCAUGCCAGAGGAAUGAUGCGUCUGAGUAGAAUUACGAUGAAGACUUGCUUGACUGCACUCGUGCACCUCUGAAUGACAGACGGACGAAAGAAGCGAACCUGAAUGGAUGAGGACAAAACACAAGUGGAUGACAGAAAAUAUGAGUGUAGGACUGAAUAACGAGACAAACACAUCUGAGGGAUGUAAAAUAGACAAAUACGCCUGGAUGAAAGGUGAAGAUACAUCUGGAUGGACGACAGGCUUACCUCUGGAUGGCAGAAUAUCCACGCCUGGAUGAUGGACAAAAAAUGUCUGAUUUGCAGACAAUGAUGAACGUCUUGAUAAUAGAUGAUUUCAUUUGGAUGAUUUUUAUAUGACUUUUACACUUGAUGACAGGAAAAAUCCUUUGUAAUGACCGGCAACUGUGACUGACUGAGGGACAAGAAAUCACGAACCAUAACACAAUCGACAAAGACAUAUACUAACGCACAACGACGGUUACUUGAAAAGGCAUUUUGAAUAUUUUUUUAUUUUAGUAUUUAAGAAUUUACAACAUUGUAUAAUCAAAAUUGUUCGUGUCGGAAUGUAUACAUGAGACGUCAGUCAAAAUAUGGUGUGAAUGAUUUGUUUGACAUUGCUUGGAAAAGAAUGAAAAAAAAACAUUACGAAAGAAAAUAUUGUAUUUUUAACGGUGAAACCCUAACAGUGUUAAUUGAUUGUUAUAUUUUAUAUUUUAUAUAUUAUAUAAUAUAUAUUGAACUAUG